Molecule: messenger RNA, 1035 nt
Organism: Cutaneotrichosporon cavernicola
Lineage: Eukaryota; Fungi; Basidiomycota; Tremellomycetes; Trichosporonales; Trichosporonaceae
Gene: CKB1
Exons: 7
Coding region: 1-1035 (344 amino acids)
Biological process (GO): regulation of transcription by RNA polymerase III
Cellular component (GO): UTP-C complex; cytoplasm; protein kinase CK2 complex
Molecular function (GO): protein kinase regulator activity
Source: RefSeq, a predicted model, not a curated record
AUGCCACCCGCAUACGAGUACGACCCUAUGGGCCACCACCUUGUUGAGGGCGAAGAAGACGAGUUGGAACUCUAUUCUCCGUCAGAAGGCUCGUCAGAGGCCGACUCUCUCGGUUGGAUUACUUGGUUCACCACUCACAUCCCCGGACACGACUACUUCUGCGAGGUGCACGAGGACUUUAUCGAGGACGACUUCAACCUGACUGGCCUGCAAUCGUUGGUUCCCUUCUGGAAGGAGGCAUUGGAGAUGAUUCUGGACGCCGAGUUAGAGGAGGACUCGGCCAAGAUCCCAGACGUGUCCAUUGUCGAGUCGUCUGCCGAGCUGCUGUACGGCCUCGUCCACCAGCGCUUCAUUCUCACCAAGCCAGGGCUGUCGAUGAUGUUAGAGAAGUAUGAGCAGGGCGACUUUGGCCUCUGCCCACGCGUGUACUGCCACUCCACACACGUGCUGCCGUGUGGCCGGUCCGACAUGCCUGGCAUCGACACUGUCAAGCUGUACUGCCCGAACUGUAGUGAUAUCUACAGCCCACCGAGCAGCAAGUACUCGCAGGUGGACGGUGCCUUCUUCGGAACGUCGUUUGCGCCGCUCUUCUUCCAGACAUACCCCGAACUGCAGUCUGCGCCAUUUGCUCCAACAGAGCAACCACCAACGUCGUCAUCGACACCCAGCAACCGCUCCUCGCCGUCCAGAAUUGCCGAGUCAAUCGUCAACCCGAACGCGUACGGCGGACAGCGGCCCGCCCUGAACAAGGUGUACACCCCGCGCGUAUUCGGCUUCAAAUUUUCGGAGCGUGCGCGCAGCGGGCCGCGCAUGCGCUGGCUGCGCGAGCGGCCCGAGCGGUACGAUGAGCUUGAGGACGUCGACUGGAAGGGACGGUGGAAGAAGGGCAAGGGCACGGCGGCCGACGACGAAGAAGGGAUGAAGGCCGAGGGCCGCAACGGGCGCCUGUUUGACGACGAUGACGAUGAGGAUGAUGAGGAGGAAGAGGAAGAGGAGGAGGCAGCCGUCGCGCCAGCCGCCGGGCGAGUGCGCUAG